Lepisosteus oculatus (spotted gar) is the source of this 2995-nucleotide messenger RNA. The record is from RefSeq and is a predicted model, not a curated record. NCBI's taxonomy places the organism in Eukaryota, Metazoa, Chordata, Actinopteri, Semionotiformes, Lepisosteidae.
AGUGAAAUUUGUAAAUUAUACUAACCAUGUACCGGGCGGCCCUCAUGCGGGUGCGCACACCCAGCUAGACGUCGGCAGAAGGACUUUAUGGGCCGUUUGAUACAGUAUCAUUUACACCUGUGUCUGUUAAUCAUACACCGAUCACGUAGCAUCAUCUCUUGAGUCAGAAACAGCGGCUAGCAAGUUCAGAUGAGGCUGUGUCCAGUUCUGUGCCGAAAUUGAAAGAAGCAGUACCCUUACAGCAAGGCAUUUUGGAAAUGCGGGAGUUAAGUACAGAAACAAGUUAACCGAAAGUCUGAACAUGCAAGCAUAUUAAUUAAGGUAAUACAAUUAGCAUUAACUAUUCAUAGCAAGACUGAAAACCAGCAGAACACCUUCCCCUCCCUAUUCCUUGUUGUCUACCUGCUCAUCCCAUACAAAAACAAACGCGCGUCAAUGUUACUUUACUGUAGGACACGCUCGUGUUCACGAAGGUAUACGGUAGUACCGGUAUAGCGGAAGUUUCUCCUCCGACUCGAUGGCAGCCGCGUUUCCGGCGGUUCGCCCCUGCAGAGGUGCCCUUACCAAGAUGGCGCUGUCCAGGACGGGGAUGUGCUGUGGCUCGGCUGCUAUGUUACUGUACGGAAUGCGAACUAAUGUGGUCCUGGUGGGCGCCACAUCUUUAACGUUAGCUUCCAGACAACUGAGGCUUGCAGGGCUGUGGCACUGCCAGUACUCCACCAAAGCCAAGCAGAGCCUGAGCCGGCGGGUCUUGAAGCGACUGAAAAGGGCCAAUGAGAAGUACGAGCACUUCCUAUAUGGCUGCUAUCACACCUUCAGGACAGGAUUCCGGCUUCUCUUCCGAGACGUCAAGGAGAUCCAGAGGAUCAAGGCAAAGAACCUGAGCUUCCAGCAGCUGCCAUACCGGGACAUGGAGACCCUCAGGCAGUUCCGCAGGGACAUCGUUAAGGCUGCUCCAUUGGUGCUGAUCUCCAUCCCACCCUUUGCGAACUACCUGGUCUUCGUGCUCAUGUACCUGUUUCCCCGGCAGCUCCUGAUCAGGCACUUCUGGACGCCGCAGCAGCAGCUGGAGUUCCAGCAGAUCUACCACCGCCAGCGGGCGCAGCAGUGCCCGGCGAUCCUCGGGAGGCUGGCGAGAGAGGUGCCCUGCGUCACCAACAAGCCACUGCAGAGCCAGCUGCUGCACCUGUGCAACAAGGUUCAGAGCGGCGCCCACCCCAGCGUGUCGGAGAUCCAGGCUGUCCGCAGGCUCUUCGCCGGACCACCCCUGGGGAUGAAUCGGCUAGAUGCUGAGCACAUGAGGUUACUCUGCUCCCAGCUCUUCCUCACGCCCCGCCUCCCGGCUGUCCUGAUUCGCCACCGCCUCUGGGACCACGCCUCCAAGCUGCUGCAUCUGGACCGUGCUCUGAGCAUGCUGGGAUUGCACCAGCUGACUGACCCGGAGCUCCGUCAGGCCUGUUACCUGCGGGGGCUCGACUCUACCUGUCUCAGCACUAACGAGUGCAGGGAGUGGCUCUAUCAGUGGCUGCAGCUCACCACGCACCUCAAAGUCUCGGAGGCCUCUCUCCUGCUGCACAGCAUGGUUCUCCUUUCCAUCAACUACCCCAGGGGUGCGGGACGCCUGUGAGAGAGAGGCCGUUCCCAGUCCGCCAGGCCGUCCCUGUCCGCGCCCACCCGUUCUUGGCUGAGGGGCGACGCCAGACCCCCCCCCCCCCAGGGCACUCUGACACAGGGACCAGCUCUGAGAGGAAGCCGCUCAGCCCAGUAAAUGCGCCCAAGGGCGACGAGAGAGAGGCCCCCCUGCCCUCCGCGUGACCGUCUGGGAGUUCGUGCCUGCCGCCCAGAUGGCACCACCGGCCUGCCGCUCUGGCACCACAAAGGGCAGCACAGAGGAGGAAGGUGGCACAGAUCUGGGACCAGCGGCGGAUGACAGGAAGAGAGCCGCCCGCAGACAGAAAGAUAAUGGGGGGUGCCGGGGCGGCCCACCUAAGGGACAAGCCAUGCCACACUGCUGGAAAGGGGGGUGGCUGAAGGGGACCUUGGCUCGGCUGCUGCCAGCAAGUCGCCUGUGAGGCGCGAGGCGCACUGCUCUGAGACCUCGGGCUCCAGGGGCCGUGAGACGCCUUGAUCUCGGGGUGGUGCAUCUUAUUGUUUCCAAAAAAAACCUCUUAAGGUUGCCCACCUGCCUGGGAACAGCCGAUUACAGCAUGGGUGUUUUUCACAACUCUCGGCGUGUCCACACGAACCCCCCCCGGACCGCACGCGGGGGAGAACGUGGAACGUGGAAGAGUAGAGCUGCUUUUUUUUUUUGCUGCAAAACAACCACGCCCACCCUCUUUCUCCUCCAUUCCUGACCUCGCUUGAAAUCAAGUCUGUCUGCUUUCACAGAGGCCCAGCGUGUCCGUGCCUGGCAGUCUGCUGCCGGACCACUCGGCUCUGCGUCCCCCUCGGUGGCUGACUCUGCUCAUAGACCCCCCCCCCCAACAUCCCCAGCAAAGUAGCCCCUGAGAAAAGCUCCUAAAGGGGGGUUGAGCUUGUCACUGGGGAGCACGUUAGUGUGGCACUCCGGUCGUUGUUCUCCCAAUGUCAAGGCAGAGGAACCUGGUGUUUCUUCUUGCUGGAAUGGUUCCUCAGCCCGAGCUAAUGAAAACCUGAAGCAGCAGCAGCAGCAGAAGCGUCCGGGCUGAGACAGCGGCGAGGGUGAAAAGGACGUCAGCACACGGAAACCAAGACUCUCCCAGCAUUCCUGCGCUCGUCAGCCACACAGAAACUGCUUCGGCAGCUGUCAGAAAGGGGGCGCCAUUAACGGAGGUCCAUUGCAGAGUCCAUUGACAGUGUUAAACCUACAGAUGUGAUUGAGCUUGGGGCUUUUCAGACAACUUCACCGUGAUUUCGUAUUUCAUGAAAUGUCACUGUAGAACUGUGUACUUGCAGUCGACAACAAGAUGACUGAAUCACGUGCUAAAACUGCUUGUUAAAGGAGAACGCAAAACAA